UCCGGGAGGGAGCCCUGGGCGUGCCGCUGUGUCUGGACGUGGUUUCACUUUUGGGUCCGGACAUCUCCUGGCCACGCGAGCUUUCCUGUGGGCCCCUGAGCAGAGCAGGCGUUAAGACCCCUUUCACAGCGCUGACAAGCUUCCUUGCUUCCUGGACAUAGCAGCACCGGCACUGCACUGGUCCUCAGGAGAAUGCCUUCGGCCUUUGAGAGUGUGGUCCGGAGUGUGGUCCAGGAGCUGGACCCCAGGAGAGAGCUCAUCCCAGUGGACAGCCUUCAGAACUCUACCAGCUUCCGGCCCUAUUCCCUGCUGAGAAGGAAGCCCCCCAGCUCGUGGUUCUGGAAACCCCGUUACUCAUGUGUCGACCUAUCAAUCAAAGACAUCUUGGAUCCCGAUGCCCCAGAACCAGAUUUGGAACAUGGUAACACCUUCCACUUCUAUGAUAACACGGACGGGAAGGUGCAGGGCAACAUGGAGGUGGCAGUCCCAGGACAAGGGAAGAUCGCAGGUGGGGCCGCAGUGUCUGGCAGCUCCAGCACCUCAGUGAACGUGUGCACCCUGAGUGUGGGCUCGAAUACCUGGGUUCACAUGCUGCAGGAGAGGCGCCUGCGGCAGCCCGAGCACAAAAUUCUGCAGCAGCUUCGGAGUUGCAGGGACGAUGUGUAUGUGGUGACGAAGGUGCUACAGACACAAGAGGAGGUGGAGGUCACCCAUACGCGCAAGCGGGAGGGCUCAGGCCAGUGUGCUGUGCCUGGAGCCAUGUGCUUGAAGGGUGAUGGUGAGGGCCACUUGAGCCGGGAGAAUAAGGUCACCAUCCCUGCAGGCAGCAUCCUCGCAUUCCAAGUGGCCCAGCUGGUCAUUGACUCUAACUGGGACAUCUUUUUCUUCGCGGAUGAGAAACGGAGGACCUUCCCGCCACCUCCCACAGAAGGCCAGUCACAGCAUCCCUUCAGCCUCUCCUCACUGUUGGGGCUCAUCCAUGAGCGCUUCAAGCUCUGGACAGAUGGGGCCUCUGAGGAGUUGGUGGUCACAGAAGACUUCCAAGGCCUGCGGACAGAGGUGGAGGCUGGCUCUGCAGAACUGCAGAAGCUGGAGAGGGAGCUGAGGCUGCAGCUGCUGCUGAACCUGGGGGAGAUCCUGUGUGACCCCUCAGCCCUACAGGACUUAGAGACUUUGCUGGCACAGGGCCUGUGUGGUGCCACGCAGGUGAAGUCUCUGUGUGGUCCAGCAGGUGACAUCCUUGGAUGCCUGGUGCAGUCCUCCGGGGUGCUGGUGCAGGCACUCGCUGCCCCUGUCUUUUACCUGCUGGGGGCACUGACUGCACUGAGUGAAACCCAGCAACAGCUGCUGGCUAAGGUGUUGGACAGAGGGGACUUGUCAACACAACUUGAGCUGGUGCACCACCUCUUGGAACAAAGCACCCCAUGGCAAGAGCAGAGGGAUGUGUCCCUGCCUCCCAAGCUCCUUGAGAGUAACUGGGGAGAGGAGGCACCAGGCUGGACCUUGCUGGAGGAAUGUGGCCUGCGGCUGCAGGUGGACGCCCCCCAGGUACACUGGGAGCCAGAAGCCCAGGGCCCCACCUGUGCACUUUAUGCUUCCCUGGCACUGCUGUCAGGACUGAGCCGAGAGUCCUGCUAACCUGUGCCCACACUCUAGCAGCUCCCCGAAGGCCAAGAGUCCAACUCAACUGCAGGGCCAGUUCAUCAUGAUACCCUGAGGCUGGGGAAACUCAAUAAAUGUGAUAUACAUGUGUCCCUUUGGUAGCACAUAUAAUACAUGUGCAAUGGAAAGAA
Chinchilla lanigera (long-tailed chinchilla) is the source of this 1793-nucleotide messenger RNA. It is a transcript of the gene Gsdmd, whose product is annotated as gasdermin D. The record is from RefSeq and is a predicted model, not a curated record. Gene Ontology annotation, molecular function: phosphatidylserine binding; phosphatidylinositol-4,5-bisphosphate binding; phosphatidylinositol-4-phosphate binding. Lineage: Eukaryota; Metazoa; Chordata; Mammalia; Rodentia; Chinchillidae. The transcript has 11 exons. Gene Ontology annotation, cellular component: NLRP3 inflammasome complex. Bases 193 to 1638 code for a protein of 481 amino acids. Gene Ontology annotation, biological process: pyroptotic inflammatory response; defense response to bacterium.